Messenger RNA from Mugil cephalus (flathead mullet), 641 nucleotides. RefSeq names its product leukotriene C4 synthase (gene ltc4s). Gene Ontology annotation, biological process: leukotriene biosynthetic process. Gene Ontology annotation, cellular component: membrane; nuclear envelope; endoplasmic reticulum. The transcript has 5 exons. NCBI's taxonomy places the organism in Eukaryota, Metazoa, Chordata, Actinopteri, Mugiliformes, Mugilidae. Gene Ontology annotation, molecular function: leukotriene-C4 synthase activity; glutathione peroxidase activity; glutathione transferase activity. Bases 1 to 453 code for a protein of 150 amino acids. The record is from RefSeq and is a predicted model, not a curated record.
AUGUUGGAAGACGCCGUCGGCCUCGGCGCCGUCACCGUUCUGGGAAUCCUGGAGCAAGCUUAUUUCUCUCUGCAGGUGAUUUACGCCAGGAGGAAGUAUUCGGUGUCUCCGCCCACCACGGCCGGACCGCCGGAGUUUGAGAGGAUCUUCAGAGCUCAAGCAAACUGUUCAGAGUAUUUCCCCAUCUUCAUCACGGUGCUGUGGACGGCCGGAGUCUUCUUCAGCCAAGGUCUGUCUUCCAUCUGUGGCCUGUUGUAUUUAUACGGACGUCUCUGUUAUUUCUGGGGAUAUUCAGAGUCGCCUCAGGGACGUCUGGCUCCGCUCUACUUCAGCGCUAAGGUUCUCUGGGUUCUCAUCGGGUUUGCAGCCGCAGGAGUUCUCCUCUCAUUCUGCAGAGUUUACCUCAACGUGGAUCUGGUGGAGACAAUCUGCUCCGGCCUCGGCCUGUUCUGAGGAGGAGGAGGAGCAGGAGGAGGAGCAGGAGGAGGAAGAGGAGGAGGAGGAAGAGGAGGAGGAAGAGGAGGAAGCUGUGUUGACUGUUUCUGUUAAAUCUUCAUCAUGUGGUCGUUGUAAAAACUGAAUUAAACAGUUUUAAUAUCGACUCCGUUCAUGUGUUGAUCCAUUAUGCUACUGUUAGCUAC